This is a messenger RNA of Ectocarpus sp. CCAP 1310/34, 3342 nucleotides long. NCBI's taxonomy places the organism in Eukaryota, Phaeophyceae, Ectocarpales, Ectocarpaceae. The record is from the annotation of a GenBank genome assembly.
AGCAGCAGCAGCAGCAGCGGCAGCAUCAGCAGCAGCGGCAGUGGCGGUUCGAGCGACAACGCCAGCGGCAGAGGUUCCAUGUCCGCGUGGGAGGCCCGGUCGAAGCUCCCGUUCCACAUGCUGCCGUUCGAAGUUCAAGCCUACCACCUGCAACAGCUUAACCAGCAAAGGUUGCACCUGCACACCUCUCAGAACGACACCAGCAGGGCUAAUGGCGGUGGCGAUGGCGAGAGCUCAACCCCUCCGGCGCCGAUGCUCCCUGCGGAAGAAGAAUGCGCGGUGGUAGAGAGCGCGUGGUUCCCGCUCAUGCCGCCUGCCAUGGCCGGAGAAGCACCGCCGGCAAGCGCUUCCCCCUCUACACAAUGCGCUGAAUUGGGCGCGGAUGUUGGCCCGCUCUAUGCCGAUCGCGCGAGUUUGGGCUUGGUCGAAAAUGGAGCUAUGCAUACGUGGGAAUGGGACACGCGGGAGGAGGGCCACCAGCAGAGGAAAAUCGUACACCUCAUGGCGUCGCGCAGUCUUCGGCGAAUCAGCUUGAAGUCCACCGCGACCACCAACACCGCUUCCACCACUUUCGCGACCUCGUCCACUUCGGCGAGCUCGUGCGAAGGCGGGUCCGAAGGAGAAGCAGAGGGGCAAUCCGUUCCGGGCUGCUCUUGCCUUUCGUCUGGCUCCCCGUCCGCUUUUCGCCCUCCUCUUACCCCGCCUCGUCGUCCAGAUUCUGGUGCGAAGUCGACGGCGGCGGCAGUACUGGUGCCAAGAGCUCGCCGGCAAGACCACCGCCGACGACAACGUCAGCACCCGGCGGCAGAGGCGGCGGUGAGUGUCCCCGGCGGCGGUGGCGGCGACGACGACGUUAAUCCUAAGGCGAAGACGACCAAGGCCCUGACCUGCGUGGCCCUCUCGGGUUUCGUGCCGGGCGGGGGCGCGGCGGUCGUCCAAGAGCUGUCCCUCGAUCUCAGCAACGCCUGCCGCGCGCUGGCCUCGUGGUCGCUCACCGUAGCGCGGGUCAUGGCGGAGGAAGAGGAACACAGCGGGGAGCUGAUGCCGGCGCGCCUGGCUAACCACAUCUGGCCGGGGUCGAGCGCCCUCGCGCUGCGGAAGCGAGGCGAGCGCGGCGGUGGGAAGGACGGCGGCCAGGUCGGAUGCGGCACCCAGGCGGCGGGCGCCAGGCUGGAGCCGCGGCGGCGCAUUACCCGCGUCAAGGUCGAGAGCGACAUCGCCGUAACCGCGGCUUCGUGGCCGUCAACGAUGAGGUGCCUGGAGUUCGGGGACCGGUUCAACAGCCCGGUGGAGGGCGUCGACCUCCCCGCCGACCUGGAGGUGAUUAGGUUCGGGGACAGGUUCAACCAGCCGGUCAGCAGGGUCCGCUGGCCGGCGGCGCUGCGCGAGCUUGUGUUCGGGAACGACUUCAACCAGCCGGCCUCUGGCAUGGACCUCCCCGCCGGCCUCCGCCGCCUGGACUUCGGCGGGCGGUUCAACUUUUCGGUGUCCGCCGUGGAUUUGCCGGAGGAGUUGCGGGAGCUGCGGUUCGGACAGGGCUUCAACAGGGAGAUCUCGAACGUUCGGUGGCCGCCCCUCCUGUCGAGGCUGGACUUCUGCGGGGAGCUGCAGCAGAGGGUCGAGGACGUGGCCUGGCCCGGCUCCUUGACGCACCUCGCCCUCCUCGGCGACUUCAACCAGCCGAUCCACGCGGUGAAGUGGCCCGCCGGCCUGACGACCGUCCACUUCGGGGACCGCUUCCAGCAGCCGCUGGCGGCCGCCGGCGCGGCAGGGUGGCCGCCGCGCAUGGAGAGGAUCGUGCUAGGGAGGGGCUACAGCAAGAACCUCUCUGGGUGCGUGCCGCUUCCCGUGGAGGACGGGUCGGCGUGUCGCUCCCUGUCGUGCGCCCGGGGGGACGAUGGUGGGGGUGGCCUCUCGCAGCCCGUGUCCUCCCGCAGGGCUCCUUGCGUCGUUGUCAAAUGCAGCGACGACGAUGGUGAUGGCGACGACUGCGGAAGCAACGGCAUGAUGAUGCUGGCCCGGGAAGGCCCUCUGCCGACGGCGGAAGAAGAUCAAGUGUUGGCUAGGUACGCGGUGGAAACGACAACGGCGGCCGCGGCGGUGUCCGCCGAAGGCGAAGGGCCUGUUCUUGAUGGUGGCGGGGGCGAUGACGAGCACUACUGGGACGAUGAAGAGGGAGCGGAGGAGGGUGAGCGGGAGCUCCCGUGUUUGGAUGUUUUCGGUUUCGAGGAUUGUGCGUUGGACGACAUUGGGGAAGCGGGGGAUCCAUGCCCUCCUCCUGGGUCGUACGAUGCCGAUGACAGUACUGGCCAUCUUGGUUUCUAGACGGGAGUGAAGACGUUUCCAUUAUGUAUUGCUUGUACCUGUUGUUCUAUUCCGCGCCCUUUGUGUUAAUUUUAUCAGGGUCAUCUUGCCUACUCGAUUUUUCGUACUUUUAUGGCUUUGUUUUUCUGUGUUUGUCUGGCCACUGCUGUGUAUCCGCCCAUCCUUUUCAAAAGGAGAGGAGUGGACAUGUUGUUCGUUUCAUUUUUCCGUGUCUGCCUGUCAAACUAGACUGCUUGUUAGAGUUUUCUGUCACUGGGAUGUACGUGAAAGGCUCGUCGCUAGGUUGUUUCCAUGCUUGGUUGUAUGGCUUCUUGCUGUCGCUGUGUCGUGUGCUGGCGCCGCGUAGUAUAUCGAAAGUAGCCAUUUUGUGUCGUGUGUGUUUUCUGCUUCAGUUGGGGACUUGUGACUGUUUGGAUUCACAAUGGCAUGCAUCAUCAUGGUGAGUGGCCCAGUGGCCCCUCUUGGUCCAAUUGCGCACGUGUUUGUGGAGCGCAGAGUUCUCUAUCUUGUUCUUUGUUAUAAGGACGUGGUAGGAAGGAGUGUCGCUUUUUUUCUUCUUGCCGUUUUGUUGGGAUUGGACAGAAAGAGCGAGAUAGCAAAGCGGCGUUAUCUCUCCUUGUGUGGGUUGACCUCGUGUAUUCUCCCCUUGAGGUGUGCCUGUCUCCCGUUGUUUGUCGUGUCUGUCUGUGUCCUAUUCAAGGGAUGAUUGUCUUACCUUGCUUGUAUCCGCUUUUCCCUGCGUUUGCGAGACCCCGCUCUUCGCUUUUGGGCCACAUGUUCCCCGUUUACUUUCCUUUGCCUCUACAGCCAUCCUAUCCAGCCUUCUCAAACAAUCGUGAUGAAGGAAAUCUUUGCUUACUACAUGGGCAACAUGGCUAGGGGUAAGGGGAGCAGUGGUAAGGUUCGUUUUGUGGCUUAUUAUAGAUGGAUGGCCACACACCCUUGUAUGUCGUGGAGUGAUUCUCAUUGGUGUCGAGAGCGGGGCCGCAGGCUUGGUUGGUGGACGGUCGCGUUUGC